GUUAAUUUUACAAGUAUUUAGAAUUUUUAGUCAAUUUUACAAGUAUUUACAAUUUUUAAGAAAUAUUAUAACAUGCAUUUACUAAUUUUGUAUGGUAGUCAAACUGGCACAGCACAAGAUGUGGCUGAACAACUGUGGCGUUCUUCAAAGAAAUUUGGUUUUCAGGGGCCAGUCUUGCCUAUGGACGAUUUUCCCAUACAUAAACUUGUUGAGCAGACAUUAGUAUUAUUUGUGACAGCCACCACCGGUGAUGGAGAUGAACCGGACAAUAUGCGCAAUUCUUGGAAGUUCUUGCUACGGCGAAGUUUGCCCUCGAAUUCAUUGGAGAAUUUGCAAUAUGCCUGUUUGGGUCUGGGAGAUUCUAGUUAUGCCAAGUUCAAUUAUGCAGCCAAAAAGCUGAAUAAACGUCUACAACAACUAGGGGCUAAACAAAUUAUUCCUGUAGGCUUGUGUGAUGAUCAACAUGAUCAUGGUUUGAGUGCUGUGGCAUUGCCGUGGAUGAAUCAGCUUUGGAGCCAAUUACAGCAAAGUUUAGGGGUGAAAGCAAUAAAUGAACCAGAGAAUGAUUCGUCAGUUUUUAAAUGGCAUUGCAAACAAAUAAACGAUACAAAAGAAAAUGGCCUGAAGGAAAAUCAUAAUGAUGUACAAUUGCUUUGGAAUUACAAGGAUGCGCCCGAAAAAUUCGUUCUUAAGAGCAAUAAACGCAGCACAGAUCCGUCACACUUUCAAGAUGUUAGAGUACUAGAAUUCGCCACUUCUGAUAGUACAAAUUGGUAUCCGGGAGAUAUUUUACAAGUACAACCUCAUAAUUCGAAAGAACAAGUUGAAGAUUUCUUUUCAUGGGCCCAAGAACAUAAACUUGAUUUUAGUCCAGAUACUUUGGUAGAAAUCUCUAGUAUUCACGACGAUAUGCCUUUGCCUAAAUGCUAUAGCCAACCGCUGACGGUGAAAGAAAUGGCUACAUAUUUGUGGGAUCUAAGUUUUCGUCCACGCCAGAGAGCCUUUGAACUUUUGGCUUUAAACUGCAAAGAUGAAUUGGAAAAAGAGAAACUUUUAGAGUUUACCACAUCAGAAGGUCUGGACGAUCUUAUUAACUAUAUUAAUCGGCCCCGCAGAACUAUAUUAGAAGUAUUACAAGAUUUUCGACAUUCAUCUUCCAAAUUAACAUUGAACAUUUUAGUAGAACUUUUUACAUUCAUACAACCCAGAAGUUUCUCAAUAGCCAGUUGCAAAGAAUCUUGUGAACUGGACUUGCUGGUGGCUGUGGUGGAAUAUAAAACUAAACUCUCCAUACCUAGACUGGGUUUGUGUUCAAAUUGGCUUAAAAAUCUGGAGCCAGGCUCUGAAAUAUAUGGUUGUAUUAAAUCGGGCACAAUGAAGCUUCCCAAGAAUAAUUCAACGCCUCUGAUUGUUGUGGGGCCUGGUACAGGGAUAGCACCAUUUCGCAGCAUAAUACAAAGUAUAUACCUUAACAAAUUAGAAAAUACUAGCUCUGAAACCAACCUGUUUGUAUUUUUUGGUUGUCGUAAUAGUAACAAAGAUUUCCAUUUUCAAAAAGACUUGCAGAAAUGGCAUGCAGAAAAAUACAUUUGCCUUUAUUGUGCAUUUUCGAGAGACCAGGAUAAUAAGAUCUAUGUCCAGCACUUGAUAGAAGAUAAUGCAAAUACAUUAAAACCAUUAAUCAUGGGAAAGGGAGCUUAUAUUUUGGUGUCUGGUUCUUCUAAAAAUAUGCCAAAAUCUGUAAAAGAAGCAUUUACAAAAGUUGUAGACAAUGAUGAGGCCUUAAUAGAACAAUUAAUAAAAACAAAAAGAUAUCAAGAAGAAACUUGGUCUUAAACAAUAGAGAUUUAAUUUAAUAAAUAAAUUUAAGAUCAAAAUUUAAUAAUCCUCAAACAGUUUUUCAGCUGCAGUGCGGCAAAACGGACAAAAACCUUUUUGUAAAACAUGCAACUCGAAAUCCUCGGCAUAAAAUACCUAAAAAUAUAGAGUAUUUAUUGUUGAAAUUAUUACAUUAAUAAACUAAAAUACUAACCAAUAAACACUCUGGACAAUAUGUAACUUGUAAGUCCGGCAAAAUAUUACGAUAAAAUAUAAAUUUGCUAUUUGCUUUA
Molecule: messenger RNA, 2111 nt
Organism: Calliphora vicina (urban bluebottle blowfly)
Lineage: Eukaryota; Metazoa; Arthropoda; Insecta; Diptera; Calliphoridae
Product: NADPH-dependent diflavin oxidoreductase 1
Exons: 1
Coding region: 73-1836 (587 amino acids)
Cellular component (GO): cytosol
Molecular function (GO): flavin adenine dinucleotide binding; NADPH-hemoprotein reductase activity; FMN binding
Source: RefSeq, a predicted model, not a curated record